AAAAAAUCAUAAAAAAACCCAACAAAAUUGCAUCCAGAUUAGCUUAAGCCCAACGAACCUGAAAAUACUCCCCUCCAAAUCCAAUUUAUCAUCUCAUCUCCCCCGUAAUAUUUUACGUUUCCCGCCUUAUCAAAACAUCAAAAAUUUCAAUUUGUUACAAUACUCGAAACUCAAUGAAGCAUAUAGCAUAAGAAAACAUCAAACACAAACCCUAGCCAAAAUCCUCAAAAAUGUCUACGUGGCAGAUUUUUUCUCAUGCCGGAACAAGUUUUCGCUGGGAGGCUUCCCCUCCUAUCGUACCGAUUAAGCCUGCCGAUGACCCGAACGGAGCUCCGGUUCCUCCACUCCCAUCCAUGGCCGAUCUCCUGCUUCAAGGAUGUUCGAAGCUUAUUGAGAAUGGAGAUGGAGAAUUUGAGAAAUAUCCGAUGUUCAGAACCGGAUUGGGGAAAUCGGUGGCAUUGAAAGAAUCUUCAAUUGCAAAAGCAUUAUCUAUCCUCGCCAACGACGACGCUGCCUCUACUGUUACUUCAAGCAAACUGAUUCCAGUGAACAAUGGCUGCGGUAACUCUCUUUUUCAAACGGGCUCUGGGAAAAUGGUUAACAUAUCUUCAGCUGGUCUGGUCAGAGCUAAGACAUUUUUGGGACUUGAACAAGAUAAUGAGAAUCACAAUUUUGAAGGUUUUCAACAUCCAAGGAGGUUACCUGCAACUAAUGAACCUUAUGACUGCCAAAGGUUUUCUCAUUCAGGGAAGAAAGAAGAUUUGCAAAAUUAUGGGGUUAUGGAUGUUACAUCAGAACCAAGGCACAUGUUAAACUCUAGGAAUCGUUUACUAGGAGGUGAACUAGGCAGUGAAAAUGACUCAACUCCAAUGCAUUCCAAAAUGUUUGAUUCAGUUCCCAAACCACCUCCAAUCAAGUUUCAUACUGCAGGUGGAAGAUCAUUGUCAGUUUCAAGUGAUGCAUUGAAGCGUGCAAGGAGUCUUCUUGGUGACCCAGAGCUAGGAAAUUUCUUCGGUGAAAUGGAUCAAGAGGUUCCACCAUUUACAGUUUACAAGGAGGAAAAUUUUAAUGAUGCUUCAUUAAACAAGGAAAACUGUUUCUUUACUUCAUUUCCAGUAAGUAAAGACACAUCCAAGGAUUUCACAUCCCCACUGAAAUCAUCUUUCAAGCAAACAAGGUCCAUAUUCAAUUCAGAAAAUUUAAGUUUUGGGAGUAAUUUGAUUGAAAAAUUUGAUGCAGUUGAAAGUUCUAGUGCAUGUGCAUCGGCCAUCAAUAUGCCUUCUCCACAGAAUGCUUUGAAAUCAAUCAAUAGGCUUUCUGAGAAAAAUUUUGCAACUAACAAUUCUUUGCCUAGCGGUUCUGGUUCACAGACUAAUUUGCCUAGAAGGUCAUUUGGUGGGCCAUUGGUUGAUAUUUCAAAUAACAUUGCUACAUCUCAAACAAAUAACAAACAGGUUAUGAAUGAAAAGAGGAGAAUUGGAAGAUCAAGUUUUGUUUCUCCCUUCAAAAGACCCCGCUGUUCCAAGAUCUCUGCUCCAUUGAAUAAUGAUGUUUCCUUGGUAGCAAAUGAUGAUCAUACAUGUUGCAAAAGAACAGUUUCCACUAAAUAUCCUUUUCAAGUACCAAGAGUAUAUAUAAAGGAAUAUUUUGCUGUGCCUCCUUCAGCCUGCAGCACGUUGAAGUGUUUCCCAAUCAAAGGUAAACAGAUCACACCAGCGAAUGCUUACGAGUAUUUGUUUAAAGAUGAAACUAGCUUAUGUCGAAUUGGGGCAGAAACUUUUUAUGACAUGUUGUCUCAUUCUGGAGCUUCUGUGCAACACGUUUCUAAAGAGUGGGUCGCAAAUCAUUAUAAGUGGAUUGUUUGGAAACUUGCAUGCUAUGAGAGGUGCUAUCCUUCCAAAUGUGCUGGAAAAUUUUUGACGGUCUCCAAUGUACUUGAGGAAUUAAAGUACAGAUAUGAGAGGGAAGUCAAUCAUGGUCAGCGUUCUGCAAUAAAGAAAAUACUUGAAGGGGAUGCUUCGCCUUCUAAAAUGUUGGUGCUAUGUGUUUCAACAAUUCAAUCAAAUUCUGAACCAAAUAUGGAGACCAACCUAGAGAUAACAAAUGGAACUCAUAAUAGUGGCAAUGCAAAAGUGGAACUAACAGAUGGGUGGUACUCUAUAAAUGCUAUUUUGGAUGUAUUGCUAUCAAAGCAGCUUGCUGUUGGAAAAUUGUUUGUGGGACAGAAGCUCCGGAUCUGGGGAGCAGGACUUUGUGGCUGGGUUGGGCCAGUUUCACCCCUUGAGGCGUCCAGUGCAAUUAGUUUAGCUUUGAACCUGAACGGGACGUGUAGAGCUCACUGGGCUGAUCGACUUGGAUUUUGUAAAGGUUUUCGUAUUCCUAUGGCAUUUAGGUGUAUCAAGGGUGACGGGGGUCCAGUCCCUUUGACUUUAGUUGGAGUCACUCGGAUAUACCCUGUUCUCUACAGGGAAAGGUUGAGAAAUGGGGGAUCAAUUGUUAGAUCUGAGAGGAUGGAGAGUAGAAUGGUGCAAAAGCACAAUCAAAGGUGCUCAGUUCUGGUAGAUCAUGUUAUAUCUGAGUAUCAAAGAGGGGUCAAUAGUUCUCAUAUCCAUAAUGACAGUGAGAGUGAAGGAGCGAAAAUCUUAAGGAUUCUUGAGACAUCUGCUGAGCCAGAAGUCCUUAUGGCAGAAAUGAGCCCGGAGCAACUAACUUCCUUUGCUACAUAUAAAUCAAAACUUGAGGCUACUAGGCAGUUAGAGAUGGAGAAAUCAAUUGAGAAAGCUCUGGCGGAGGCUGGAUUAAAUGAGCGAGAUGUUGUUCCAUUCAUGAGGGUUAGAGUUGUUGGAUUAAUUAAUAGGAAUUAUCAUGGAAAGGGAAGACCUAAAGAAGGAAUAAUAACCAUUUGGAAUCCAACAGAAAAGCAGGAAUGUGAGCUGGUUGAGGGACAGGCAUAUGUCGUUUCUGGACUUAUACCAAUGAACUCAGAUUCGGAAAUCCUUUACUUACAAGCCCGAGGAUCUACCAACAAAUGGCAGCCCCUAUCUCCCCUGGCAAUGGAAAGUUUUGAGGCAUUUUUCUGCCCACGAAAGUCGAUGAAGUUGUCAAAUUUAGGUGAAAUUUCUCUUUCCAGUGAGUUUGACAUUGCUGCAUAUGUUGUGUAUGUGGGAGAAGUCUAUACAGCUUCUCAUCAGAAGAAACAGUGGGUGUUUGUGACAGAUGAUUCCAUUUCCGAUUUACAGUCAGAUUCUUUACUUGCCAUCAGUUUUUGCUCACCAUCCAUUGAUGAUGACUCGUUUGCACCAAUCAACCCUAACCUAGUGGGAUCCAUGGUAGGCUUCUGUAACCUUAUCAAGAAACCAAAGGAUCAAAUGAAUCAUCUCUGGGUUGCUGAAGCAACAGAAAAUUCUACAUAUUAUUUAAAUUUUAAACCCUCAAUUUCUCACCUCCAAAGUGCCGGCGCUUCUGUUCAGGCAUGGGCAAAGGCCUCUAGCUCGAUUAUUGACGAACUCCGGAAGAAGGUUUUAUUUGUAAUUGGCAAUUGUGAAGGCUAGCAUGUGAAAAAGCUGAUUUGGCCUGACCAACAGUACAUUGUUUUAACACCCCCCUGAGAAGUCUGAAAGGUGUGAAUGAAUGCAGUUAAAAUUGGAGAUAGAACAAUCCUUUGCCAGAGUUGGGAUUCAGUCCUUGGCUUUUGAGUUGGAAUGAUGUAGGGAUUUGGGUGGAAGGGGCAAGUGUUUUAUUAGGUAAAAAUCCAGUGGGGAACGAAUUGUGCUAAUAACUUUUUGUAAGUAAAUAUUAUAAGCUGGGUAUCUGCUAAUUUUCUUAUUUAACACAUAGGAUGAACGUAUAUUCUGUUUUCCAUUUCUCCACUCCCAUCGUUAGUUUUAGGCUUUUAGCUGCCAAAAUUAAAAUUUUUGAUAUAAAGAGAGAAUUUAUUUUGUUGAAA
This is a messenger RNA of Gossypium arboreum, 3946 nucleotides long. Its product is annotated as protein BREAST CANCER SUSCEPTIBILITY 2 homolog B-like. Bases 231 to 3551 code for a protein of 1106 amino acids. Gene Ontology annotation, biological process: regulation of DNA-templated transcription; double-strand break repair via homologous recombination. The transcript is spliced from 20 exons. Lineage: Eukaryota; Viridiplantae; Streptophyta; Magnoliopsida; Malvales; Malvaceae. The record is from RefSeq and is a predicted model, not a curated record.